AUGUUGCCAGCAGCGAGUCGUAACGCCGUAUUUGGCGUGUUCACACGCCCCAUGCUGAGCGCUAUGCGUAUGCAGACGUCACUUCCACAGCGCUUUUACUCCGACAAAGCAGAGGAACAGAAGAAAACCGAUAACGACAAUGGCGCUGUGCCUGAGAAGGAGUCUGCGCAGUCGGAAACUGCACCGGAAGAGGAUGCUACAACAAAGCAGCUCAAGGAAAAGGAUGCGCGUAUUAAAGAUUUGGCCGACGACCUGUUGUAUUGCAAGGCUGAGCUGCAGAAUUUCCAGCGCCGCACGGCUGAAGAGAAGAAAACCAUGGGUGACCAUGCCAUUUCUCGUCUAGCCAAGGACUUGACAGAAUCCAUUGAUGUACUCGACCUAGCUCUCCGCUCUGUGCCCGAAUCCUUGCGAAAGAGUAGCCAGACUGACGAGCCGUCUCGCGCCUUGGCAGAGCUAUACGAUGGUGUCAGUCUUACUCGCAAGAGUAUCCUCGACAUGUUGCGCACACACGGCAUUGAAGCAUUCAACCCUAUCGGCGAGAAGUUCGAUCCAUUAUUGCAUGAGGCUCUUUAUCAGGCUCCCGUACCUAGUAAGCAACCUGGCUCGGUUCUCGACUGUAAUAAGAUUGGCUAUAUGAUCAAGGGCCGUCUCUUGCGUGCUGCACAGGUCGGAGUAGUCCAAGAGACUGAGUAA
This is a messenger RNA of Malassezia globosa CBS 7966, 693 nucleotides long. RefSeq lists its product as uncharacterized. The transcript has a single exon. Gene Ontology annotation, cellular component: PAM complex, Tim23 associated import motor. Bases 1 to 693 code for a protein of 230 amino acids. Lineage: Eukaryota; Fungi; Basidiomycota; Malasseziomycetes; Malasseziales; Malasseziaceae. Gene Ontology annotation, molecular function: protein-folding chaperone binding; adenyl-nucleotide exchange factor activity; protein homodimerization activity. The record is from RefSeq and is a predicted model, not a curated record. Gene Ontology annotation, biological process: protein folding; protein import into mitochondrial matrix.